Andrographis paniculata is the source of this 736-nucleotide messenger RNA. Its product is annotated as photosynthetic NDH subunit of subcomplex B 3, chloroplastic. The record is from RefSeq and is a predicted model, not a curated record. Gene Ontology annotation, cellular component: chloroplast thylakoid membrane. Gene Ontology annotation, biological process: P450-containing electron transport chain. Gene Ontology annotation, molecular function: 2 iron, 2 sulfur cluster binding. The transcript has 6 exons. The coding region runs from base 70 to 684 and encodes 204 amino acids. Lineage: Eukaryota; Viridiplantae; Streptophyta; Magnoliopsida; Lamiales; Acanthaceae.
AUAAUAAAAUGGAUGAUGUUCUUCAACAUAUAUGUAUUAAUACUACAUAUCUUCAGUAGAAUUAAAUAAAUGGGAAUGGGAACAAUGCUGCUCCAUCAACCCAUUAACUACUGCUGCUGCUGCUACUACUACUCAUCAUCUUCAUCAUUUUCAAAACUCCACAAGUUCAAUUCCAGUUUGAGUUUGAGUUCCAAUUCCAAGAAAGCAUGGAGAAUUAGAGCAGCAGCAGGUGAUGAAGCAGCAGACAAACAAAGUGCUGAUGGUGCUGUUAAUUUUGCCUUUGUUAGUUCAGUAUUGUUCCCAGAUGGAACGCCGGACGUGCAAUACAGAAGGGCCUGCGGAGGCCAGAAGCUUAGGGACUUCAUGCUCGAUAACAAUCUUGAAUUGUACGGUCCUUAUUCUAGACCUUUGCUCAACUGUGCUGGAGGAGCAACUUGUGGGACUUGCAUUGUUGAGGUCGUUGAAGGGAAGGAGCUAUUGAGCCCUAAAAAUGACAAAGAGAAAGAAAAGCUCAGGAAGAAACCAAGAAACUGGAGACUUGCUUGUCAGGCCACUGUUGCAAAACCUCCUCAUCAUUCCACUGAAGGAUCAUUGGUUGUGAUCCAACAGCUCCCAGAAUGGAAAGCCCAUGAUUGGGUCUACGGUAGGGAACCCCCACAAGAUGAAGAAACUGUUUAUGUCUGAAUUUCUAAUUACAUUAAUCUAAUUUAAUUUUAUUUACCAACUUCAUAUCUCA